CCUCACAUUCCCAAAGUGCUGGGAUUACAGGCAUGAGCCACCAUGCCUGGCCAAGUUUGGCAGCUUUUUCAGUAUUCAUUGCCACUAAUUCAGUGUUUUGUUAGAUCUGUGGAUGUAUGGUUUUAUAACUAAAGUUAAAAAGAUUUAGGUAUAGUUUAUAAGUAUUACUCAUUUUAAGAGGAUUUAAGAGGAUAAGAUCAUUUUAGACUCAAGAGCAGAAUAUUAGUAAUAAUAAUUAGCUUUUAAAAUAAACUUAUAUACCAAUAUAAAGUAAAGCACAAGGCAAACAAAUAUCUGGGCCUGUAUUAACAGAUGGUAUUCAAGGAUAUGGUUAGAAUUUCCAAAAUGCCUAAUAAUGUGUAAUUCUUGGCAUUAAGCUGCCAAUUUGUAUAUAGCCUUUAAUCUGAAAUGCUGUAUAAUCACAGACUUUAUUCUGAUCCAAGGCCCUUGAGCUUUCCAAAAGGUCCACAAAACAGACAGAUAUUGUAUUUUUUCACUUGUUUGUAUUGGUGGCACCCUUUUGAGUGUGAUUUUUGGCAUUACAUGUAGAGGUUGAAAGAGUCAAGGCAACACUAAACACAUCAGCAUUCACCACAUGCAAGCUGUCCAGCAGAAGGACAGUGCCUCCCAGAACCUAGAAAGCAUCCAGAGUCAGUGCACCCAUCCCUUGGUGGCCCUGUAGUGCUGCAUCUCCAGAUGAUGGGAUUUGCAAACUUCCCUGCUGGUGCCCUCUUGGGUGCUCAUGAGGCCUGCUCUGGUACCAUGACUCUAGCAGCAGGUCCAUUCAAUCCCAGUAAAAAUACAUGUUUUAUGUUGAUCAGAAUUUGGCAGGACACGUGAAAAGUUAAUGACAUCCGGGCCGAGAACCCCUGUGAUGUACACUAGUCACAUCCAGUCCAAUUUGGAGUUUUUAUGUGCUGUUUUUGGCAGACCUAAGUGAAGAUCUUGUUACUUAGCCAUUCCUGACGUAUUGAAGAUACCCAGGUUUUUGUCAUUAUACGAUAGGCUAGAAAGUAGCCAGGGUCUCAUAACCAAGGCUUUCUCUGCAACAUGUAAUGACAGUGCUAGUUAUUGGACCAAAGAUACCCAAUUCUUUAAUCUGCCUGGAAUUUAUCCUUGGUGUGAAGGGCAGCGUCAUCCGCUGGUCAGGAGCCUGAUCCCUGGAGCCGGGCAGACCUGGGCUGAGCCCAUCUCCCCGCUUCCAGCUGUGGGCAAGGUGCUUGACAUCUCCGAGCAUCUGUGGGGUUUUUUGUUUUGUUUUGUUUUGUUUUAACCUGAAGAAUUGCAAUAAUCUGUUUUCUCAGUCCAGUCAUUGUGCAGAUGUAGUACAAUAAUGAAGGUAACAUGGCACAUAGGAAGAGCUCAUGUCAGCUCUUACUCUUCAUGGCUAGAAGAUGUGGACUUUGUGACCUAACACCAUUUAUGAAAUAAAUUCCUUUUCCUCUUACCUGAUUUUUAUUGAAUUAUUUGGUGCCAUUGGGUUCCUUAUUGUUUCCCUCUGACCUAGAUUUCUGGGUCUGUGCCAGUAACACGGUUGUGAUUGUUGUUACUUUAUAACAUUGUAUGUGGUCAGUCCAAACAAGAGUUAAAAAGAUUUGAAUGAAAUGGAUUUUAAACGGUGGUCCCCCCACCCUCCCCCCGUGGCCAAAGGAAGGGGAAAAAUUCUCUGUUGAAGUAAAUGAAUCGGGGAAGAGGCUCAGACCCUGCCUCUGAAAAUUCUCAUUGGGGGAGGCUAAGUCCCCUCACUCUGAACUCACACCUGCCAGUUCGCAGCCUGACCUCACAUCCUGGUCUGGGUGUGCGGCCUGACCGGGUGUCGCGCGUCCGUGUGGUUGUCCUGUGGGUGCCAGCUCUGUUUCUCCCCAGACACCUACUGCCUCAGCCUUAGUCACAGCACGCGCACUGAGUAGAAAUGAGACCAGUUAGUAUUGGUAACUGCAGAGGAAUCUGCAUUUUCACCAGCGUUCUCCGGACAGAGGGUUUGCCUGACACCGGCGCACGGGGAAACUCGCUAGAAGCAGUGCAGGUUGGGGACGCCCCAGGCCGCGGUAGAGUCGCGCGCUGCUUCUAAAGUGGAGGAGAGCAGGCCUGCGCCCUCUCCCUGCCCACAGGGCUGGGGCUGCGCUUCCAGGUGAAGAAAGACCUCGGCGGGCCGCGCGCGGCCUUCGCCCUGCGAGCUUGGCUCAGGAAAGCGGCGGCGGCUUUGGGCCGGGCUUGGCCUCGGGGACACCGAGGGCUCCUCGGUGCGGGCGCGCGCGGCCAGGAAGGGGUUAAGGCGCAGGCGGCGGCGGGGCGGGGGUGGGCCUGGCGGGCGCCCUCUCCGGGCCCUUUGUUAACAGGCGCGUCCCGGCGAGGCGGAGGCGGAGACGCGGCCGCGGCCAUGGGCGAGCGUGGGCGCGCAGGGCGGCGGUGAGGGCGGCCUGGCGGGGCCGGGGGCGCCCGGGGAGGGGCGCGCGGGCCAAGCCUGGCCUGAGCCGGGCCCGCGGACCGGGCUGGGAGAGGGGCGCCGGCCCCCGACGUCGCCGGCGCGGGAAAAUGUUGGAGAUCUGCCUGAAGCUGGUGGGCUGCAAAUCCAAGAAGGGGCUGUCCUCGUCCUCCAGCUGUUACCUGGAAGAAGCCCUUCAGAGGCCAGUAGCCUCGGACUUUGAGCCUCAGGGUCUGAGUGAAGCCGCUCGUUGGAACUCCAAGGAAAACCUUCUCGCUGGACCCAGUGAAAAUGACCCCAACCUUUUUGUUGCACUGUAUGAUUUUGUGGCCAGUGGAGAUAACACUCUAAGCAUAACUAAAGGUGAAAAGCUCCGGGUCUUAGGCUAUAAUCACAAUGGGGAAUGGUGUGAAGCCCAAACCAAAAAUGGCCAAGGCUGGGUCCCAAGCAACUACAUCACGCCAGUCAACAGCCUGGAGAAGCACUCCUGGUACCACGGACCUGUGUCCCGCAAUGCCGCUGAGUAUCUGCUGAGCAGUGGGAUCAAUGGCAGCUUCUUGGUGCGGGAAAGUGAGAGCAGUCCUGGCCAGAGGUCCAUCUCGCUGAGAUAUGAAGGGAGGGUGUACCAUUACAGGAUCAACACUGCUUCUGAUGGCAAGCUCUACGUCUCCUCCGAGAGCCGCUUCAACACCCUGGCGGAGUUGGUUCAUCAUCACUCAACGGUGGCCGACGGGCUCAUCACCACGCUCCAUUAUCCAGCCCCCAAGCGCAACAAGCCUACUGUCUACGGUGUGUCCCCCAACUAUGACAAGUGGGAGAUGGAGCGCACCGACAUCACCAUGAAGCACAAGCUGGGCGGGGGCCAGUACGGGGAGGUGUACGAGGGCGUGUGGAAGAAGUACAGCCUGACAGUGGCCGUGAAGACCUUGAAGGAGGACACCAUGGAGGUGGAAGAGUUCUUAAAAGAAGCUGCAGUCAUGAAAGAGAUCAAACACCCUAACCUGGUCCAGCUCCUUGGGGUCUGUACUCGGGAGCCCCCGUUCUAUAUCAUCACUGAGUUUAUGACCUACGGGAACCUGCUGGACUACCUGAGGGAGUGCAACCGGCAGGAGGUGAACGCCGUGGUGCUGCUGUACAUGGCCACUCAGAUCUCGUCAGCCAUGGAGUACCUGGAGAAGAAGAACUUCAUCCACAGAGAUCUUGCUGCCCGAAACUGCCUGGUAGGGGAGAACCACUUGGUGAAGGUGGCUGAUUUUGGCCUGAGCAGGUUGAUGACAGGGGACACCUACACUGCCCAUGCCGGAGCCAAAUUCCCAAUCAAAUGGACUGCGCCUGAGAGCCUGGCCUACAACAAGUUCUCCAUCAAGUCUGAUGUCUGGGCAUUUGGUGUAUUGCUUUGGGAAAUUGCUACCUAUGGCAUGUCCCCUUACCCGGGAAUUGACCUGUCCCAGGUGUAUGAGCUGCUGGAGAAGGAUUACCGCAUGGAGCGCCCGGAAGGCUGCCCAGAGAAGGUCUACGAACUCAUGCGAGCAUGUUGGCAGUGGAAUCCCUCUGACCGGCCGUCCUUUGCUGAAAUCCACCAAGCCUUUGAAACAAUGUUCCAGGAAUCCAGUAUCUCUGAUGAAGUGGAAAAGGAGCUGGGGAAGCAAGGCGUCCGUGGGGCCGCAAGCACCUUGCUGCAGGCCCCAGAGCUGCCCACCAAGACGAGGACCUCUAGGAGAGCUGCGGAGCACAGAGACACUGCCGACGUGCCUGAGGCGCCUCACUCCAAGGGCCAGGGAGAGAGCGAUCCUUUGGACCACGAGCUUGCCGUGUCUCCAUUGCUCCCUCGAAAAGAGCGAGGUCCCCCAGAGGGUGGCCUGAAUGAAGAUGAGCGCCUUCUCCCCAAAGACAAAAAGACCAACUUGUUCAGCGCCUUGAUCAAGAAGAAGAAGAAGACAGCCCCAACGCCCCCUAAACGCAGCAGCUCCUUCCGGGAGAUGGACGGCCAGCCGGAGCGCAGAGGGGCCGGCGAGGAAGAGGGCCGGGACAUCAGCAACGGGGCGCUGGCUCUCACCCCCUUGGACACAGCUGACUCAGCCAAGUCCCCAAAGCCUAGCAAUGGGGCUGGGGUCCCCAAUGGCGCCCUCCGGGAGUCCGGGGGCUCAGGCUUCCGCUCUCCCCACCUGUGGAAGAAGUCCAGCACGCUGACCAGCAGCCGUCUAGCCCCUGGCGAGGAGGAGGGUGGCAGCAGCUCCAGCAAGCGCUUCCUGCGCUCCUGCUCCGCCUCCUGCGUGCCCCACGGAGCCAAGGACACGGAGUGGAGGUCAGUCACGCUGCCUCGGGACUUGCAGUCCACCGGAAGACAGUUUGACUCGUCCACAUUUGGAGGGCACAAAAGUGAGAAGCCGGCUCUGCCUCGGAAGAGGGCAGGGGAGAACAGGCCUGACCAGGUGACCCGAGGCACAGUGACACCCCCACCCAGGCUGGUGAAAAAGAAUGAGGAAGCUGCUGAUGAGGUCUUCAGAGACAUCAUGGAGUCCAGCCCGGGCUCCAGCCCACCCAGCCUGACUCCAAAACUCCUCCGUCGGCAGGCCGUGAUGGCCCCUGCCUCGGGCCUCCCCCACAAGGAAGAAGCUGGGAAGGGCAGCGCCUUAGGGACCCCUGCUGUAGCUGAGCCAGUGCCCCCCACCAGCAAAGCAGGCUCAGGCACACCAGCAGGCACCAGCAAGGGUCCCACCGAAGAGUCCAGAGUGAGGAGGCACAAGCACUCCUCUGAGUCACCAGGCAGGGACAAGGGGAAAUUGUCCAGGCUCAAACCUGCCCCACCGCCCCCACCAGCAGCCUCUGUAGGGAAGGCUGGAGGAAAGCCCUCGCAGAGCCCGAGCCAGGAGGCGGCGGGGGAGGCAGGCCCAGGAGCAAAGACAAAGGCCGCAAGUCUGGCUGAUGCUGUGAACAGUGACACUGCCAAGCCCAGCCAGCUGGGAGAGGGCUUCAAAAAGCCGGUACUCCCAGCCACUCCAAAGCCACAGUCUGCCAAGCCAUUGGGGACCCCCGUCAGCCCAGCCCCCGUUCCCUCCACAUUGCCAUCAGCAUCCUCAGCCCUGGCUGGGGACCAGCCAUCUUCCACUGCCUUCAUCCCUCUCAUAUCAACCCGAGUGUCUCUUCGGAAAACCCGCCAACCUCCAGAGCGGAUUGCCAGCGGCGCCAUCACCAAGAGCGUGGUCCUGGACAGCACCGAGGCACUGUGCCUCGCCAUCUCUAGGAACUCCGAGCAGAUGGCCAGCCACAGCGCGGUCCUGGAGGCCGGCAAAAACCUCUACACGUUCUGCGUGAGCUACGUGGAUUCCAUCCAGCAAAUGAGGAACAAGUUUGCCUUCCGAGAGGCCAUCAACAAACUGGAGAAUAAUCUCCGGGAGCUUCAGAUCUGCCCGGCGACAGCAGGCAGUGGUCCGGCGGCCACUCAGGACUUCAGCAAGCUCCUCAGUUCGGUGAAGGAAAUCAGCGACAUAGUGCAGAGGUAGCAGCAGCCAGGUAUUUGGUGUCAGGCCCACUGGAGCUGCCUGCGGGUGUACCCGUACCUGUGACAGUGGCUGACAAGGGACCAGUGAGUCGGCACCUUGGCCCCGGAGCUCUGCGCCAGGCAGAGCCGAGGACCCGGUGGAGUCCAGCUCUACUACCUACGUUUGCACCGCCUGCCCUCCUGCACCUUCCUCCUCCCUGCCCGGGCACCCUGCUCCGUCUCUGUCCUCGAGUUUUAUCUGUGGAGUUCCCACUCCGUGGACUGCAGUUGGCAUGCUGGGGCCCGCCAGCCUCACUCCCGCUGAGCGCUCCGGACGGCGCUCCAGGCCAGGUGGGAACGGCUGAUUCGGAGUGUCCGUUUCGUCCUCUCUCUGGAGCCCCUCUUCCCCUGGCUGGGCCUUUUCCUUCCACUUCUCCAAGAAUGGAAGCCUGACUGAGGCCUGUGCGUCAGGCCCUCUGCCUGCACUCCCUGGCCUUGCCCCUCCUGUGCUGAAGACGCGCUUCAAGAACCACAUUUCGUGAAGAGCACGCACAGCCAUGCACACGGCCGGUCACCCUGCCCUCUGCUGCUGCCCGUGGCGGGGUGCGCUCAACACUUCCUCACGUGCAGGACGGCUGUUGAUUUUGGUGGAAAACAGGGUGCUAAAGCCAACCAGCCUUUUGGGUCCUGGGCAGGUGGGAGCUGAAAAGGAUCGAGGCAUGGGCCAUGUCCUUUUCAUCUGUCCUCUCCACGACCCUUACACCCUAGCUCUUGCUCUCUUGUGAAGUGCACUGUGAAUCCUGGCAAGAAAGCUUGAGUCUCAAGGGUCCAGGUCACUGUCACUGCCCACAUCCCUCCCCCAGCAGAAGGGAGGCAGUGGCUGGUUGGGUGAACAGCUGGUGCCAAAUAGCCCCAGACUGGGCCCAGGCAGGUCUGCAGGGGCCCGGAGUGAACCUUCCUUUCACACAUCUGGCUGCCCUGAAAGGGCCAAUCCCCUCCUUGCUCCUGUAAGAUAAAGGAGAUUUUUACAAGGCCCAUUCCUUUGGAACAAGACAGUCUUCACUUUUCUGAGUUCUUGAAGCAUUUCAAAGCCUUGCCUCUGUGUAGCCACUCUGAGAACAGAGCUGCCACCGGGCACUUGCACACACACAGGAGGAAAGGCCCUGACCAGUCCCGGCUGCACUCCUGAACUGGGCGAAUAUCUUAUUUAAUUACCAUGAGUGACAUAGCCUCAUGUUCUGUGGGGGUCAUCAGGGAGUGUUAGGAAAACCACAAAUGAAGCCCCUGAAAGCAUCGAGUGUUUCACAGAGCACACCUGGCGUCUUGUCCCCGAGGCUGCCCCAGGCUGGAGCCCAGGUGUGGGGGCUGUGACUCUGGGCAGGGACCUGGGGUCUCCUGGACCUUGACAGAGCAGCUAACUCCAAGAGCAGUGGGCAGGUGGCUGCCCCCUGGUCUCCACGCUGGGAGAGCCAGGAGGAGCCACCUUCCCGCCCCCGUGCCACCAGCCUCACACGGGCCCUAGCUUUAUGCUCAUCACCUAAACUUGGACUUUAUUUUUCUGGUAGAAAUGGUUUUUUCUGGAUCGUUUUAUGCGGUUCUUACAGCACAUCACCUCUUUGCCCCCAACGGCUGUGACCCAGCCCGAGGGAGGCAUUAGUCACCGACAGCGGCCUUGAAGACAAAGCAAAGCACCCGCCCAGGUCCCCUGACCGCCUGUUUCCAUGAGGUACUGGUCCCUUUUUGUUAACGUGAUGUGCCACUGUAUUGUACCCAUAUCUCUCGGUAUGCAUCUUUUAUAGACUCUCUUUUAUCAGUGGCGCGUGCACAGCGCCCACCCUGCUCCCUUGGACGUCUGCGGUGGCUCCCCUGCGUCUCUGGGUCUAGUGCAUUUUGUUUCUGUGUAUGAUUCUCUGUGUUUUUUUUGAAUCCAAAUCUCUCCUCUGUAGUAUUUUUUAAAUAAAUCAGUGUUUACAACAUUAGAA
Messenger RNA from Sapajus apella (tufted capuchin), 7888 nucleotides. RefSeq names its product ABL proto-oncogene 1, non-receptor tyrosine kinase (gene ABL1). The record is from RefSeq and is a predicted model, not a curated record. Bases 2536 to 5928 code for a protein of 1130 amino acids. The transcript is spliced from 11 exons. Lineage: Eukaryota; Metazoa; Chordata; Mammalia; Primates; Cebidae. Gene Ontology annotation, biological process: regulation of apoptotic process; protein phosphorylation. Gene Ontology annotation, molecular function: non-membrane spanning protein tyrosine kinase activity; ATP binding; protein binding.